GGAAGGGGAAGGGGAAGAAAUCCGUUGUAACCUACGAUGGACGAUCACUUAUCAUUAAUGGAAGUCGAGAACUUAUCUUCUCAGGUUCAAUCCAUUAUCCUCGUAGCCCUCCUGAGAUGUGGCCAGAAAUCAUUGAAAAGGCCAAAAAGGGUGGUCUGAACCUCAUCCAGACUUAUGUUUUUUGGAACAUCCAUGAGCCAGUUCAAGGCCAGUUCAAUUUUGAAGGCAACUAUGACCUCAUAAAAUUCCUUAAAAUGAUUGGGGAGCAUGGUUUGUGGGUUAGUCUCAGGGUUGGACCCUACAUUGAGGGUGAAUGGAAUAUGGGAGGAUUUCCAUACUGGCUAAGAGAGGUUCCCGACAUCACAUUCCGUUCUUACAACGAACCCUUCGUGUAUCAUAUGCAAAAAUACACAGAGAUGAUCGUUAAUAUGGUGAAAAAGGAGAAACUAUUUGCAGAUCAAGGAGGCCCCGUUAUCAUGGCACAGAUUGAAAACGAGUACAAUAAUAUCCAGCUUGCCUACAGAGAAGCAGGAGAAAAGUAUGUUAAGUGGGCAGCAGAUAUGGCCGUAGGUCUAUAUGAUGGCAUCCCGUGGAUUAUGUGCAAGCAGGAGGAUGCCCCCGAGCAUGUGAUUAGUACGUGUAAUGGAAGACAGUGUGGAGAUACUUUCCCUGGUCCAAAUGGCCCUAACAAGCCUUCUUUGUGGACGGAGAACUGGACUGCUCAAUACAGAGUAUUUGGAGACCCUCCGUCCCAACGUUCAGCAGAAGAUCUUGCAUUCUCUGUUGCUCGUUUCUUUGCAAGGAACGGUACCCUUAACAACUAUUAUAUGGUACA
This is a messenger RNA of Olea europaea var. sylvestris, 835 nucleotides long. Its product is annotated as beta-galactosidase 14-like. The annotation marks the transcript as partial. Lineage: Eukaryota; Viridiplantae; Streptophyta; Magnoliopsida; Lamiales; Oleaceae. Gene Ontology annotation, molecular function: beta-galactosidase activity. The record is from RefSeq and is a predicted model, not a curated record. Gene Ontology annotation, biological process: carbohydrate metabolic process. The transcript has 6 exons. Gene Ontology annotation, cellular component: vacuole; cell wall.